Messenger RNA from Formica exsecta, 2147 nucleotides. RefSeq names its product meteorin-like (gene Metrn). The transcript has 3 exons. Bases 762 to 1643 code for a protein of 293 amino acids. Gene Ontology annotation, molecular function: hormone activity. Lineage: Eukaryota; Metazoa; Arthropoda; Insecta; Hymenoptera; Formicidae. The record is from RefSeq and is a predicted model, not a curated record.
GAAAGCUUGUCAGCUUGGAGCCUGUACUAGCAUUUUUGCCAUGUGACCACAUCGGAGUGAGAGAGCGAGUGAAAGAGAGGACGCAACGAUAUUUUUCUUCUGUGCAUGUGCCGUUGAAGUAAGUCUGAGGAUCGAGGGAAAAUCUUCCAGGACAUAAAAUAGAGGAAGCUUAAAUAAAAGAAGCUGUAUGUGCAUUCGUCGGAACACGUUUUUGCGACGUGCUAAUUAGACUCAGUUCGCGCCAGAAGAAAAUGCGUAGUGCGCUCGUGGAGAACUCAGCGAGGUUCUCGGUGGGCGGUCCAUAACGAGGACGAUUGUGAGAUUAUGUUUACGCUCUUCGUAUGCAUAUUCGGACUCGUGACUGCCGUACGCGGUACAAUACCAUACAGUACUACUUUAUCUUUCCCGCGGACAUUACGUAUCUUUUGCAAGAAAGUCGAAAUUUUUUUUCUAAGUGUCGUAGCUCGCACGAUUGUUCGCCGUUCAUCGAGUAACCAUCUGGAAAAAUGGUGUCGAAAUACUUCAUGAACGUCUUUAGUCAAUGAAUUCUGAUUCAGUUGAGACUUUUCCAGGAAAACUCUUAAAUGAUGAUAACACGUUCUUAAUUAAGAUAUUGUAGAAACGAGUAAAAGGAUUAUUCUUCGAGUACUUAAUUCGAAAAAAGGAAUUUUAUCGCGAUCCGACUUUCGCGGAGGCGUCUUCGUGACAUCAAACAUGUGACGUGCUUAUACCGAUUGUUAUAUAGUGUGUAUAUAUUGAAAAUGUUACGUGCGAUAAUUGUUGCUCUUAGUCUGAUUUUUGUCAGCGUAUCCGCCUACGAACAUACCAUUGCGGAUCAAUGCGACUGGUCUGGAAGCGGAGGAGGAGAAAGCGGUGGUGUCCGACCUGUAUAUCUACGCUGUACUCGAGGCACCGUACUAUGGCGUUAUCCUCAUGGUGCUCUGAGAGUGGUCUUCUCUUUCCCGGCUUCGUCCACGAGAAACAUUCCUGUCAAUCUCAGCAGUUUGGGUUUUCGUACAUGCGUUAAGAUUUCUGGACCUGCACGAGUGUUUCUAGAAGCUGGCCGCAAGUUGAGGCAAAUCUAUUCUCCAUCUGAUGGCAAACACGAGUAUUCGCAUCGAUGCUUUCGCUCACGGGAGCACAUGGCCGCACUUUACAUGGAAGCGGAGGAUGAUUAUUCCUUUAAAAGCACAAAGGUCAAGCUACAGUACGAUCUGGAAUUAAAUUCACCGAAAGGUGGUGCACUGCAUAUUCCAGAUGAAGAAGAAGAGUGCAGACCAUGUUCCAUGGAAGAACUUGCCAAUGCUUAUUGUCAGAGCGACUUGGUUGCUACAGGCACUGUCACUGCCGUUGAACAGCAGCUUCAUCUAGACGCUGCCGAAUUGGUGCUCAGGAUUACCAAGAUUCUACGCCAAGUUCAGGAAGCCGAGAAUAACGAGAACAUCGACAUACCAGCCUCUUCUAAGAGAAGCAUACGCGUGAGAAUACCAGUGGUGUGUGACGCGCGACAUGGCCCUGGCGAAUUUGUGAUAAUGGCCAAGCGACGUCUCGGUGACCUCAUUUUGGUGUGCGCACCUAGGCUGGAGACAUGGGAACAGAUUGUACGGGAGAUGGAUACCGCGCCCUGCGUCCUCAACAGCUAGCCAAUACGAUUUAAAAUUUUCUUCAGAAAGCUGUAAAGACCUGUAAACUAAAUAGCAGGUACGAGUAUCUAUUAUGUUGCAAAACUAAAAAUCUAUACAAAAUUACUGUGGUAACAAUGCCAUGUCGAAAAACUGCCAAUUUAGCCAUAUACGAGAGUAUUAUAUACAUAAAGAACAUUAUUCUUGGUGUACGUAGCAUGCAACUGUCAGACUGUUGAUCUCCAAACUGUGAUAUUAUUUGUUGCAUUAAGAAAAACGUGGAAAAACGUGCACGAGAAAAUAGAAAGCAUAUUUGCUCUAAUAUUUGUUCCAGAGAGCAAAAGAAUUAUUAUAUACAGAAUAGCUCAGAAAUUGCGUACUUUCCCUUAAAACAAAAAUUUUGUUUAAACCUUCGUUAAAACCCUCUUAUAUUCAUGACUCUUUCAUCUUUAAUGAUAUAAUAUUUGAUCUUUGCAUAUUAGUUUUCAUUGAAAUAAAAUUUACUCUUGUGAGAUCAUGUACAAA